AUGGCGAAUGUUUGGUCUACAAGCCGCCGGAAGCAGAGACGCUAUCGCACUACUUUCAACAGCUCUCAACUAGAGGAGCUCGAGCGGGCCUUUCAAAAGACUCAUUACCCGGACGUAUUCUUCCGCGAGGAGCUAGCGCUGAAAAUCGGACUGACAGAGGCGCGUGUCCAGGUGUGGUUCCAGAACAGACGGGCAAAAUGGCGGAAGCAGCAGAAGGAAGAACAGAAGUCUCGUCUGGUGACUGACACGGGUUGUCAUGCUCUGAAGGCAUCCCAAAACAAGCCACCUCCCCAACCACCACCCCCAAUGUCCUCGCCUGCUUGCAAAAUGACGUCAUUCGGCAGUGUUCCCGUUCCCGGGUUUUAUUUCCACGGCAAUCUGAACGUGGACUGGACUUCCCAGAUGAAUCCCUCGAUGAGUUCUUCUUCCCUGACAUCUUUCCUGGCCAGCAAGAAUGGACAGCGCUAUCAGGGUUCUAUGGAUGAGAAUUCAUUUGGAGGCCGUUGCAGUGGUCAAACACAAGGAGACAGCGGGAGCAUGAAGACAAAUCUCCAUGACAACCAGUUCCAGCUCCCAGACGCUGUCUACACCAGGGACGCCCGUGUUGGGAGCCUUGUGGCUCUACGUCUCAAGGCCCAAGAACAUCAGGAGGCCAUCAAAGCUUGACUACGAGCCAAGACAAGAUGUUUCUCAUUUAUUACUGAUUCAAACGCUUUAGCUUCAUUUUUCUUCUGCUGCAUUUUCCAUCGAAAAAGAGGGAGAUCACCUAACAUUAAUGAAGGACAUGUAAUAUGUUACUUUCUCUUUGGAAAUGAUAUUCCAUCGCUAGUGACUUAUUUGUGCAUGUUUUCUUUCUCUUCCAUUGACGUUUUCUUCAAAUGUACGACAAUCCUUCAUUGUUAUUAACUUCCUUGUUUUCUUUUUCGUUCCCCCCCCCCCCACCCCGUUUUUUUAAAGAGUAAUUGUUGAUUGAUCAUCUUCUCAUGGAAAGAAGAAUGUUAACAUUUUAAAGCUUAAUCAUUAUCUCUUUUUAUAUUGUAAGCUUCUAAUUUUUCCUGACUGCCACCAGCAGCACACAAAUUAUUUUUUCCUGCUACCACCCC
Messenger RNA from Aplysia californica (California sea hare), 1103 nucleotides. Its product is annotated as paired mesoderm homeobox protein 2-like. The record is from RefSeq and is a predicted model, not a curated record. Lineage: Eukaryota; Metazoa; Mollusca; Gastropoda; Aplysiida; Aplysiidae. The coding region runs from base 1 to 666 and encodes 221 amino acids. The transcript is spliced from 5 exons. Gene Ontology annotation, molecular function: RNA polymerase II transcription regulatory region sequence-specific DNA binding; DNA-binding transcription factor activity, RNA polymerase II-specific. Gene Ontology annotation, biological process: regulation of transcription by RNA polymerase II.